Molecule: messenger RNA, 2040 nt
Organism: Blastocystis hominis
Lineage: Eukaryota; Bigyra; Opalinata; Blastocystidae
Exons: 1
Coding region: 1-2040 (679 amino acids)
Molecular function (GO): protein binding
Source: RefSeq, a predicted model, not a curated record
AUGCGAUCCAGCGCCAUUCAGAUCCGCGUCAAGGCCACCACGGCGAUGGGCUCCUCCGCGUUUUCGCAGCCCCUGCUGGUGACGCAGACGGACGUUCCUUCCACCGUUCCGCAGCCCGUGAGCGCGGAGAGCGUGCAGUUCCUGCAGCUGGCGGCCGACGCCAUGCAGCUGACCUGGGAGCCCGCCGCGUCGCGCGAAGCGAUCACCGGGUAUGAGGUGGCGACGGGAUCCACUCUCCUGACCGUGACGGAGCCCUCGGCGGUGCUGCGCGGCCUGGAGGACGGCCCCGUGCUGGUGAACAUCACCGCCAUGAACACGGUGGGGAAGAGCGAGCCCACUGCCAUCACCUUCGACUUCUCCUCGAGCAUCUCCGCCUCCGUGGAGUCCGUGGUCCCCGGCGCCUCCUACGCGGUGGCCACGUUCUCGGUGAGCUUCGUGGACUCCGCCGUGGAGUGCGCGAUCAACGCGGGCCGCCUGGUGCACGGCUACGCCGUGGCGGACGCGGAGCGCCGCGCCGUCGUGGUGUUCACCGGACUGAUCUCGUCCUUCCACUACUCCGGACUCUGCUGGGCGUACUCGCUGUCCUCGCCCGCGGUCAGCCAGUCCGUGCCGCUCUCCUUCACCACCCAGUCCAUCGCCGACUCCGCCUCCCUCACCGUGAGCGACUUCGUCGUCACGUCGCUGGGCGCCGCCAGCGUCAGCGUGGAUGUGGACGUCCCUGCCGACGUGUUCUGCGCGCUGGCCGGCGCGUCCGAGCAGCUGCUGCACGGCGACGUGCUGGCGAGCGGGCUGAAGGCCGAGCUGCGUCUGGACGGCGCGAAGACGCUCUCCUUCACGCAGAUCCCCGCGGAGGCCUCGGUGCGUCUGUUCUGCACGGCGCAGGACACGCUGGGCCGCCGCCUGGGCGAGCUGUUCGUGUCCCCCGCGGUGGUGGUGCCGAACCGCGUCGCGGAGCUGACCUACACGCAGUCGAGCGUGGCGAACGGCGCUGUGGACGUGUCGCUGCGCCCCUCGCUGGAGUUCACGUUCGACCGCGCGGUGAAGCUGAACCCUGACGCGGCGUUCGUGCUGGAGGACAUGACCACCGGCGCGUUCUUCAACCUCACCGCCUCGACGGAGUCCGCCCGGCUGCUCCUCGCGCUCCCCGCCGCCGCCGCGCUGGAGCAGGCCUCCAAGUACACGCUCUACUCGACCGACCGCCCCGUGAGCUCGCUGGACGCCGCCGCCGUGGCUGCGCGCUUCGUGUACGGCGCCUUCACCUUCACGACCACGGCCUCCACGCAGCUGCCCACACUGCUCACCACGCCCGCCGACCUCCUUGACCUCGACCCCGCCGCCCCGCUCUCCCUCGUCUUCGACCAGCCCGUCUUCGUCCUCUCCGCGCUCUCCGCCUCGCUGGCCUCCGCCUCGGACGCCUGGACGGCCUCGCUGCCCGCCUCGCAGAUCCGCACGGACGGCGCGACGGUGGAGCUGGAGCCCUUCGGCCUGCCCGCCAGCGCGGAGCUGACGCUGACGCUGCCCGCCUGCCUGCUCAUGGACGCCGCGGGCCACUGCCUGCCCGAGCUGCGCGUGACGCUGACGACGACGGCGGACGCCACGCGGCCGCUGGUGCUGGAGACGGAGCCGCGUGAGGGCCAGAGCAACGUGCCGAGCGACCUCCCGCUGGUGCUGCGCUUCGACGAGCCCGUGCGGCUCUUCGCCGUGGACAACCUCGUGCUGCGGACCAAUGGCCAGAGAGUGCCGCUGGACGCGCUGAGCGUGGCCGUGGAGGGAAGGGAGGUGCGGAUCCUGCCGGUGCGCGGGUUUAACCGCGGAAACGAGAACCUGCCGUUCGUGGAGGUGCAGCUGGAGGUGGGCGAGGACGCGUUCCGCGACGAGGCUGGAAACAGCAACGAGGCGAUGACUCUGCGGUUUACGGCCGCGGCGCAGCGGUGUGGAAGCAGCUAUCUGUCCGGCUUCAUGGAAGAUGGGUGCAAGUGCUAUUCGGAAGGUUCGAAGUGCUACUGCGACUGUGGACCUGUGGAUCUCUUUGAAUUGUAA